Messenger RNA from Aspergillus welwitschiae, 1053 nucleotides. RefSeq lists its product as uncharacterized. The coding region runs from base 1 to 1053 and encodes 350 amino acids. Lineage: Eukaryota; Fungi; Ascomycota; Eurotiomycetes; Eurotiales; Aspergillaceae. The transcript has 5 exons. The record is from RefSeq and is a predicted model, not a curated record.
AUGAGCGCCACCAGCACCGCUGCCUUGACGGGGACUGGCACGGGCGUUAUCCCUGCACCCGAAGGCGUGACGCCUGAUUUAAAGGAUCCUGAAAGGCAUUAUUAUACUGCAAAUCUAGUUGUGGUUAUUGUGGGUGUUACAGUCAGUACAUUAUGUCUCCUGGUGAGAGUAUAUACGCGGGUGGUUAUUGUGCGGAAGUGGCUGCUUGAUGAUGGUGAGUGCAGCCGAUCUAUCUUCUCAAUCCUAACGCAAUCACCCAAAUCCACAGACGGCUACACCCACGCCGGCUUAGGUGUUCAUGAAUGGGACCUCACCAGAGCCGUGUACAACCAAACCCUCCGAGUCCUCCUCCUCGGCUCAUUAAUGUACAUCCCCGCCCUCGGCCUUUCCAAAAUAUCUCUCAUCAUCCUCUAUUACCGCCUCUCCGACAUGCAACGCAAAUGGCGCAUAACCCUAUGGGGCAUGACCGCCUUCGUCGUCGCCUACAUGAUCAUCCUCGAAUGUCUCUUUCUGUUCACCUGCGAUCCGGUAUAUAAAGCCUGGCACCCUGGUGCAGAGGGACACUGUUGGAGUCGAGCCCCGAUAUUUAUGGCGGGCGUGGUGGCAAGUAUGUUUAUUGACUUGGUGUUGCUGGUCAUGCCGCUGCCUAUUGUUGUGAGGUUGCAAAUGGCGUCCAGGAAGAGGAUUGGGUUGGUCUGUAUGUUUGGGUUGGGAGGGCUGUCACUCGUUACGAGUACAAUGCGGCUGGCGGCGACGGUGCCGAUGUUGACGCAGGAAGACCAGACGUAUUUGCUGGGUGGGGUGGCACUUUGGAUUAAUGUCGAGGCGAGCCUGGUCAUCAUCACAGCCUGCGUACCCUCGUUCCGACAGGUCUUGAGGUUCCAUUCUUUUGGAUCAUGGAAUGAUAGUGGUGGAAGAAUUGAUCGAAUGUCUAGCACUUGCAAUCUGCGCAGUGUGCAGCGGAGGCAGGAAGGGUUCACGAAUAUAAGCAAUGAUCUCGAGAUGGACCAGAGUGGCUCGGCUGGACAUGACUCAGUCGGGACACGAAUAUAA